AUGGGCUCAAAUUUUGAUAACGAGUUGGACUAUGUUCGCAUUUUAGUAUUUCCCGGUGCACCCGCUGCUGGGCAGUCGGACUGUAUAGUUAGGCUACAAUGUUGUGGGAUCGUAUCUUUCAAAGAAGCCAUUUUUUCAUCAAAUAUAGCACAAACCGAAGCACCGGGAAUCCCAAACACAAGUAAUGACAAACAUAAAAAUAAAGCAACCUAUCCUGAAUUUCCGGAAAGUUAA
Enterobius vermicularis (human pinworm) is the source of this 234-nucleotide messenger RNA. Lineage: Eukaryota; Metazoa; Nematoda; Chromadorea; Rhabditida; Oxyuridae. The record is from the annotation of a GenBank genome assembly.